Messenger RNA from Acanthoscelides obtectus, 413 nucleotides. Lineage: Eukaryota; Metazoa; Arthropoda; Insecta; Coleoptera; Chrysomelidae. The record is from the annotation of a GenBank genome assembly.
GUACAGGUAUUUUCGUUUCCUUUGAAUGAAAACUGUCAUAAAAGAUGGCUCAAUGCAAUCCCUCGUAGUGAUUUAGUGGUUAAAAAAAACACCUGAGUAUGCAAACUUUGCUGAGGACAGCAUCAUUAUGGAAUCCACCUUCCAUGACGAAAAGACAGGACAUAUCAAGCAGAAGAAGCCGAGAUGAGAAAUUGAAGGACAAGGAACAAGAACUUAAAGCACUGCAGACUAGCAUUGGUGAUUAUUCCUGUUAUCAAAAAUCAACUUGUUUUCAAAAUUAUUCAGACUUUCUCACAGUUUUCAGUUCAUGGUAAUGUCCAUAUGGGUGGAAUGAAAUUGUUCAGGAUAAAGUUACUUUGUUUAAGUUAGAAUAUAAACCAGCACCCAUCAUAACUCCCUCUGUAAUUGUUGAU